AUGGGAAGGUCUCCUUGCUGUGAGAAAGCUCAUACCAACAAAGGAGCAUGGACCAAAGAAGAAGAUGAUCGGCUCAUCGCAUAUAUCCGAGCUCAUGGUGAAGGCUGCUGGCGGUCACUUCCGAAGGCCGCCGGCCUUCUCCGGUGCGGCAAGAGUUGUCGGCUCCGAUGGAUUAACUACUUGAGGCCUGACCUCAAACGUGGGAAUUUUACAGAAGAAGAAGAUGAACUCAUAAUCAAACUGCAUAGUCUCCUUGGUAACAAGUGGUCUCUAAUAGCUGGAAGAUUACCAGGAAGAACAGACAAUGAGAUAAAGAAUUAUUGGAACACCCACAUAAGAAGAAAGCUUCUUAGCCGUGGCAUCGAUCCAUCGACUCACCGGCCAAUCAACGAGCCUGCGCAGGAAGUGACAACCAUAUCUUUUUCAAGUGCUGCUGUUAAAGUAGAAGAGAAAAUAACUAGUGGUUUUGUAAUCAAAGAAGAGAAGAGCCCGGUUCGCGAACGGUGUCCGGACUUGAACCUUGAUCUGAGAAUUAGUCCUCCUUAUCACCACCAAUCUGAGCCAUUGAAGACCGGAGGGAGGACUAGCAGUAUAUGUUUUGCUUGCAGUUUGGGAAUACAAAAUAGUAAAGACUGCAAUUGUAGCAAUGGUACAAGUAGCAGUGGCACUGGUUAUGAUUUCUUAGGGUUGAAAAAUGGUGUUUUAGAUUACAGAAGCUUGGAGAUGAAAUGAAAUUGAAUGGGACUAUGGAUCAAAGAAAGAUCGAGAUCUUUUUCAAUACAUUUUCUCUCUGUUUUCCUUCUUGAAUUUACAUAUAAGUGCGUUCCACACUUGUUAAUUUGGUAGAUGAUUUGUCAAGAAAUGAAAAUGGAAGAAAAAUAAUAUUUGAGAAGAUCCAGAUCCGAAAGAAUAGGGAAAGAGGAUAGAGGAGAGAGGAGAGAAAUGUGAAAAUGAAGUGGUAUUAGCUUAAAGCCUCUACGAGUUUCUUCUCCUAUUUGUAAAACUAUAAGUGCAUAGCAAUAUAGUGCCAGUACAGAUGACCAUUUUGGUUGUUCAUUUUGCAAAUUUUGUGAAUGUUUCUGAUCAAUCAGAGCCUAUUGUUGUUUUGUUUGCUUUGUCUGU
Molecule: messenger RNA, 1122 nt
Organism: Ilex paraguariensis (yerba mate)
Lineage: Eukaryota; Viridiplantae; Streptophyta; Magnoliopsida; Aquifoliales; Aquifoliaceae
Source: the annotation of a GenBank genome assembly